Trichobilharzia szidati is the source of this 3779-nucleotide messenger RNA. NCBI's taxonomy places the organism in Eukaryota, Metazoa, Platyhelminthes, Trematoda, Strigeidida, Schistosomatidae. The record is from the annotation of a GenBank genome assembly.
AAUGUCCAAUAAUAUACUACUUACUAACUAAGCGAAUUAUUUGAAAAAUACUCAACUUCAAAAUAAAAAAUUUGACAAAAACACUGAAAAUAAACGAGUUAUAUUCAAUGGUGUAUAGUAGAACAAUGAAUUUAAGUGAAACAUGGCGCCUAUUCAACUGGAUUACUUUCGCUUGCAUAUUGAAUAUUGAAAUGCCCAGUUUUUGUGAAAUUAUUAAUAUGCAAUCAAAUAUCGGUGGUCAGAAUUAUACUCAGCAGAGACAACUUUACAAUAUUAUUCAUGGAUACUGGAUAACUGAGAAUAGUGAUUAUAACAAUUAUAUUAACGAUAUUUAUAAUACUACUUAUAAAGAUGUAAAUAGUAUGCACAAUUCUAUCGGUGAUGAAAAUUCUUCCAAAUAUCCGACAAACAUAACUGUGCAAGAGCAUACAAAACAUGUUCGUUUCGACUGUCAUAUAACGGAGAAGAAUAAAAUAUCGUCGUACAGAUGGUUUAAGAAUGGAAUAGAUAUAAAUUUCUAUCCUGACAUCCAAAACCGUUAUCAAAUUUUACCUAAUGGCAGUCUCUAUCUCACGCAGAUUAGUCGAAAUGACACUGGUGUGUAUACCUGCCAGUCAGCUUUACACCAUUUGAAAAACAAACCAGCACAAAGUGAACAUCAACAUCAUAUUGGAUUAACGAAUGAAUUCGGCGCACGACAAUCAGGUAAUUACAGCGAUACUGGUAAUGUACAACCAAACAUCGGGAAGAAUUUGAACACUUCUAUAUGGCUAAAGGUGCAGUAUAUUCCAAGAGUUCACUUUAACACUACAGAGAAUCCAAUAUAUCUAGGAAAAGAUGGUCCAGGACGUCUCCCGUGUACAAUAGAUGCUUCACCUUCAGUGGAUUUAAUUGAAUGGCGAAAAUUAUUCAAUUCAUCAGAUACAAUGAAAUCUAAUUUCAUGAUAAAUCAUUUUCAGAAACGACAAAAAGGCGGUACAAUUCUACCAGUUGAACAACUGUUGAAAGAUGAUAAAUCUAUUGUGCCUUACAUUAUUUAUUGGUAUGAAUGGGACACUGUCAAGGAAAUUGAUGCUGGGUAUUAUCAGUGUCGAGCUCGCAAUACGAUUGGCUGGAGUCUUUGGUCACCACAGCUACAAGUGAUUGUUAACGAACUACCCUACUUCACAAAGAAGCCAAAUUUAAUUGAAUUUGUAAAAAAUGGUCAACCAGUAGUUCUACAGUGUCAAGCCAAUGGACAACCAAAACCUGUUAUUCACUGGUACUAUACUAAGUCGAAUCAAGGAGAAAGGGCUUGGUUAAAUUCCCUUAUUCCAACAAGUUCAAAUAACAACAGAAAGGUAUACGAGACAGCAUUGGAAGACACAGAAGGUCAAGAGGAUGACGACAGAGGAAAGAAAGAUGAACAGUCUUCCGAUGAUGAUGAUGAAAUUUCCAACUCCAGUGAAGAGAUAAAAGAAUUCCUUACAGAAUAUGGGGCAAAACAGAAACAAAAACUUGUCGAUUAUAGUCUACCGGAUGGUGUGAGUAGACUGCCAGAUGGUGCCCUUCAUAUUUUCAGUGAAAAUGUCUCUAAAAUCACUGGACAAUAUUUCUGUAUUGCUGAAAAUCAAAUUGGUCGCAUUUUGACUCCAGUAGAGUUGAAACAAGAUCUUGUAGGAAGACCGACGAACCAAAUUGUCUACAAUAUUGUUUUACAUGUGAAACCCUUUAUUUAUUCAGCUUUUUUGUCAUGGAACAAAGUAUCUAGUUUGCAGUCUAUUGACAGUGAGGAAACACUGUGCUAUUAUGUAAUAUAUCAUAUGCCUGUUAGAUCAGGAGAAGAUUGGAUAGCAACUGUUGUGCAGCCUAAACAUUCAAACAGAAUACGAUUAAAUGGACUUAUUCCAAAUGAACUGUAUGCGUUUCGAAUAAGCCAUUGGUGUACACCAUCAAAUCAAAGUUAUUCAAGUAGUUCAACUGUGUUAAUUAAAACGGAAUCACCCUUGAAAUUGACCUCUGGAUAUAAAGAACAAUUCGAGGAAUUGGAGAAAGGUAUCCCUAAACCACCAACACCACAUUCAUUAAGACUUCAGAUAAUCCAAGCUGAACAACAAGAAAGUGUUUUAAUGUGGAAAACCCAAAGCAAUCCUCAAUUUUCUGCGCUUCAGCUGAAUAGCCAACAUCAACAGCAACAGCGACAAGAACAGAAACAAACUGCCCCAAUUUUAUUUUUUCAAGUUGAAUUCAUUAUUUGUACAUACUUAAACAAUCUUUCAUCUGGACUGACUAAUUGUUCUGACAGUAAUACAGACAUCUACCAGUGGAGAACACUGGCGCCAAUACGUUAUCCUAAAUUAACAUUUGAAAUAAAUUCUCAUAGUAAAAUAUUAGAUUUAACUAAAAGUAUUAUGCUCCACGAGAAUGAACUGGAGGGUGUUGAUAGUGGCGCAAUAAAAUCGACAAUUGAACAUAUUCAAAUCAAUUCAUUUUUAACGAAUUUAUAUUAUCAUCCUUUAAUAUAUGAGCUGAGAUUUCGUGUCCGAUCAUUUGGUUUAAUGUCAAUGAGUGAGCCAUCAAAUGAACUGAUUAUUAAACAUCCAUUAUUGUCAUCAAUCUUAAACUCCCUCAACCAAACACUUCAUUAUGAACAUUAUCUUAUAUACAAGGCAAUUCGUCAAUCCCUAUAUAAUUCUAAGCAACAUCAUAACCAACAGUCUUUCUCCAGGUCAAUAGAUAAAACCUCAACCAAGACAUUGCGAAACAAUACACAGCCACUUAGCGACAAUAAUUAUCAAACACAUAAACAAAUCAAAGGUUACUGGUAUAUUUACUGUAUAAUUCUAGUCUCAGGAUUUCUCUCCUUAUUCCUUCUAGUUUUUAUACCACAAAAAGUUCUACGAAAAUUUAAACGAAAAGUUCACAAUCGCAAAGAUACCAACUCAUCAGAAUAUCAAAUGGUAUCGAAUUCAAGUCACCUACCUGGAACACACGUACUCCUUCAAACUUCCCAUGAAAAUCCUCUUAAUAAUAAUAAUCAAUACUAUCCUCAUGAUACGUUUUUGUACAGAUCACCAGAUCUAGUGUAUGAUCCGAAGAAAUAUAUCAUCAAUGAAUUUGAUCAACGACAUAAACCAGUGGAUGUGAAUAGUGGUAAUUUUGAGGUUUAUACCAAACAUGACAAUUACAUAAGCAAUGAGGAUAUUAAUCCUUAUGAUGAGAAAACAUUGGUACAGCCGUAUGACUUACAUGUAACCAGUCCAAUAGAAUAUCAAAUGAAACCAAACGAGGAUAGUUGUGAACAGGUGUAUUUAAUUAUAUCAACGCAUAGUAGUAGUAAUAAUAAUAAUAACAAUACAAGAUGUUGUUCGCUAAGUACUUUAAAUAGACAACAAACAACAGUCAGUAAUCAGGACUCCAAUGUACAGAGUGUAUGGAAUAAUAGAAGGAAUGCAGAUGAAACAAAAGAAUUUGAGGGUAUAAAGCACAGUGUUAUGGAGCCUUUAUUAUUCAGGUCUGAGAAUAUGAAUACUAUCAAACCAACGUUAACCAGACAUCCAGUGAAUGAGACCGAAAGCAUCCUGGAGUGUAAAUGUUUACCAGCAUCAGAUUUAAAAUUAUAUUCAACAUAUGUCAGUUACAAGUCACCAACACAAACAACUCCAGCAUUUAGAUGUUCCUGUCAAGAAAAUCACCUAACCAAUUCUCCUGUACAACAGCAACAUCAAUAUGAACAUGGUUCAUUGAAGUAUUCAAUAGUACCUACAGAUAUUUUAACAAUGUCAUUACCUAUGAAGUAG